This is a messenger RNA of Rhipicephalus sanguineus (brown dog tick), 492 nucleotides long. RefSeq names its product adhesion G protein-coupled receptor E5-like. The record is from RefSeq and is a predicted model, not a curated record. Gene Ontology annotation, molecular function: G protein-coupled receptor activity. The coding region runs from base 1 to 492 and encodes 163 amino acids. NCBI's taxonomy places the organism in Eukaryota, Metazoa, Arthropoda, Arachnida, Ixodida, Ixodidae. Gene Ontology annotation, biological process: cell surface receptor signaling pathway; adenylate cyclase-activating G protein-coupled receptor signaling pathway. The transcript has 6 exons. Gene Ontology annotation, cellular component: membrane.
AUGGAAGGCAUACCACUCCUGGUGGUCCUUAUCACGGCAGGAGUGCGACCGCACGGCUAUGGAACAAAAGACAACUGCUGGCUCUCGAGGAACUACGGGGUGAUAUGGAGCUACGCUGGGCCUGUGGCGUUUGUUCUCACGGUAAACUUCGCCGUGCUUGUGUUCACCAUUCGCACCACGUGCCGCCUCUCGAAGCAGACAACGUCGAGAGCCCGACUAGAAACCGCCAGGCGCUGGAUUAGGACGACGGUGAUAAUGCUGCCUCUUUUGGGACUCACCUGGCUCCCUGGAUUUCUGAUUCUGGACAGCAGGCCGGCCUCCGUGGUGGCGACGUACGCGUUUUGCAUCCUGAACACGUCACAGGCGAACAAGGACAAGAAGUCCAUACGCUUCGACUACACGACGCAACAAGGUAGCCAAAGUGUUGCACCACAAGACAACACACAGACGCUGCUUGGCGCCGUCGGUGCUCUCUCUGCGAACGCGCAGUGA